AUGAAUGGUCUUCUCUCCAAACGUCACUGAAUUCUCAUUUCUCUGUAACCUUCAAAAGCAACUGUCUGUAUCUCUUUCUCUUCAUCAGCUUUUCAUACGUACAGUCCUAUACUGCGUAGGUAGGGAAAGUUCUAGAGAGAAGAAAAUGAGUACGGCGAACAAACAAGCGGAGCAACUCAGGCAAGACGGCAACUUUUACUUCAAGAAAGACCGUUUCGGAGCCGCCAUUGAUGCUUAUACGGAGGCAAUUACGCUAUGCCCCAAUGUUCCUGUUUAUUGGACGAAUCGUGCUUUGUGUCAUCGCAAGCGGAAUGAUUGGCCAAAAGUUGAGGAGGACUGUCGGAGAGCUAUUGAGCUUGACAACAAUUCUGUCAAGGCUCAUUAUAUGUUGGGACUUGCAUUGCUUGAGAGGCUGGAAUAUGUUGAAGGAGUCAAAGAACUGCAGAAGGCUUUAGAUCUUGGAAGAGGUGCCAACCCUAAGAGCUACAUGGUGGACGAGAUCUGGCAGGAACUCGCAAAAGCAAAAUACAUGGAGUGGGAGAAUGCAUACUUAACACGUACAUGGGAAUUGCAAAGCUUGAAAGAAGCUUGUGAGACCGCUCUUGAAGAAAAACAUGUGCUAGAGAAUUCUGAAUUGGAAGGUUUUGUGGACGAAUCUGCUACUUCCCACUUGGAACAAUUAGAGGCUCUAAAAAGACUGUUUAGAGAAGCUGCAGAAGCUGACAUGCCAACAGAGGUGCCGGACUAUCUCUGUUGUAAAAUCACGCUCGAUAUUUUCCGUGAUCCUGUCAUCACUCCAAGUGGGGUUACAUAUGAGAGAUCAGUGAUUCUUGACCAUCUUCAGAAGGUGGGUACGUUUGAUCCAAUCACUCGUGAACAGCUUGAUCAAUCGCAGUUGAUACCAAACUUGGCGAUAAAGGAAGCAGUUGAAGCAUUUCUAGAUAAACAUGGUUGGGCCUACAGGGCAGAUUGAAAGUUGAAGUUGAUGCUGAAUUGUGAUAGUUGUGCACAUCAUCUGGACUAUAAUGUGGUCUUGACUGCAGUAUCCUUUCUCAUAUUUGGGUAUUGCUAUGCAUCAUCAGUGGUGUUUGUUAUAAUCUCAUAUUUUAGGUCCCUCCCUCCCAUCUUUUGAAUUGUAUAGAUUUUCAUAACCAGUUCGCCAGCUUGUACAGAUUGUGUAAUGAGCGCCCAUAAAGGGUGGUGAUUUUCGAAGAAAUAGAACACUAGUGCUGCAGAUUUUAUUGCA
Corylus avellana is the source of this 1246-nucleotide messenger RNA. It is a transcript of the gene CHIP, whose product is annotated as carboxyl terminus of HSC70-interacting protein. Gene Ontology annotation, molecular function: protein-folding chaperone binding; ubiquitin protein ligase activity. Gene Ontology annotation, biological process: protein polyubiquitination; proteasome-mediated ubiquitin-dependent protein catabolic process; protein quality control for misfolded or incompletely synthesized proteins. Gene Ontology annotation, cellular component: cytoplasm. Lineage: Eukaryota; Viridiplantae; Streptophyta; Magnoliopsida; Fagales; Betulaceae. The record is from RefSeq and is a predicted model, not a curated record.